This is a messenger RNA of Marmota flaviventris (yellow-bellied marmot), 2480 nucleotides long. RefSeq names its product RELT like 2 (gene Rell2). Gene Ontology annotation, biological process: positive regulation of p38MAPK cascade; positive regulation of cell-substrate adhesion. Lineage: Eukaryota; Metazoa; Chordata; Mammalia; Rodentia; Sciuridae. The record is from RefSeq and is a predicted model, not a curated record.
ACUGUGCCCAGAUCACGCCCCUGCGGGAGUUCUGCCCCUGGAUUAGCUUCUUAGUUCCAGAUUCUGGGGCGUGAGCUACCCGGCUUGGGCUGGGGACCGUGGCAUCGGUUCUAGGAUGCGAGAGCCAUUUCUUUCUGGGCGGGGGGUGAUAUCUUCUGGAAGCCGAACCAUCCCGUCCAACCACUUGCCCCAAACGGGAAACAGGCCGUGGUCACCUGUCUAGGAAGCUCCGAAGAUCUGGCCACGGUGUCCCUCUCAGAAAGACAAUUUUCCCCAGCCCGCUGGAAAGAUUCCUGGCUAUCACUCGUCUGGGGUAACUGAGGACAGGAGCUACGCCAGGCGUGCCGGAUAGAGCAGUGGAGAGCACCCCCGCCUGACCUCCUGUCCCCUACGCGGACCCAGACUCGGCGCCGCACAUUCCCCCCAUGGUGGGGGGGAACGGCGCAGUCACGCGCGCAUCUCUCUCGCGCUCACAAGCGCGCAAGGCUCACGCUCUGCGCCCCGCACACCUGCGCUCCGCCCCUUGGUCCCGGGCGGGCAAGGAGAGAAGGAUUUGGGAACCCAGGGUGGCGGCGGAGGCGCCUCCCUUCUCCAUUCCCCAGGGCUGGAGUGGUCCGGAGCCUGCCGCGGCUCCCAACCAGUCCGCAUUCCCCCUCCAUCCUUCCCUCCCCCCGCCUGCCGCGGCACCGGUAUCCGCAGCCACAGCCCGGAGCCGGUGAGGCGGUGUAGGGGGGAGGGGGAGGAAUCAAGGGAUGAACGCCGGGAGGGCGACGGGGGCCCCGAGCCGGACUAGGACGCCCCUGGAGCGGGAACCCGAGCCGGAGUCGGAGCCAGAACAAAACCACCGGUACCGGCUGCAGCCCCCUAAACUCAGGAGGCGUCCUGGCCCGCGCUCGCCCCCCAGGGCCUCAUGUCGGAACCACAGCCUGACCUGGAGCCGCCCCAACAUGGGCUGUACAUGCUCUUCCUGCUUGUGCUGGUCUUCUUCCUCAUGGGCCUAGUAGGCUUCAUGAUCUGCCACGUGCUCAAGAAGAAAGGCUACCGGUGCCGCACGUCUAGGGGCUCGGAGCCUGACGAUGCCCAGCUCCAGCCACCUGAGGAUGAUGACGUGAAUGAGGACACGGUAGAGAGGAUUGUUCGCUGCAUCAUCCAAAAUGAAGCCAAUGCUGAGGCCUUGAAGGAGAUGCUGGGGGACAGUGAAGGAGAAGGGACAGUGCAGCUCUCCAGCGUGGAUGCCACCUCCAGCAUACAGGAUGGAGCUCCCUCCCAUCACCACACAGUGCAUCUGGGCUCCGCAGCCCCUUGCAUCCACUGCAGCCGCAACAAGAGGCCCCCACUUGUUCGUCAGGGAAGGUCCAAGGAAGGAAAAAGCCGCCCCCGACCUGGAGAGACCACUGUGUUCUCUGUGGGCAGGUUCCGGGUGACACACAUUGAGAAGCGUUAUGGGCUGCAUGAGCAUCGUGAUGGUUCCCCCACGGACAGAAGCUGGGGCUCUGGUGGGGGGCAGGACCCAGGAGGUGGUCAGGGGUCUGGUGGAAGGCUACCCAGGACAGGGAUGCCUGUCAUUGAGAGGCUGCCCCCUGAGGAGCCACAACCCCAGUCAUUAGCCAGGCCCCCAGUGCAGAAUGGAGGACUCAAGGACAAUAGCCUAGUGCCUUGUGCACUUGAGGGGAACUCUGGGGCCUCUGCAGAACCAACACUGGGGGCCAGAGGGAGGAUCCUGAGCCCAAGUCCAAGGCUGCCCAGUCAAGAGGCAAAUGGACAGCAAAGCAAACCAGACACCUCAGAUCACCAGGUGUCUCCACCACAGGGAGCAGGGGGUAUGUGAGGUGAGUUUGAACCCCAAAUUAGAUAAUCUUGUCCUCCCACCCCUUACCUAAAUUACUUAGCCCAACAUCUCCUGAAACUCCAGGGUGAGCUCUAGGCUAAGCCUGUGCUUGCUACAAAUUCUUUGGCUGGUGGUGGGGAGUGGGUAUGUGCUCCAGAGAACAGGGAAGGAUGGGCUGCCCCUGGGGAAAAGCUAGGACACAGCUUAAACAGGAAGCAACUCUUCCCCUUCCUCUUCUCCAAGCCUCAUUCUUCAUUGUGCUGAUGGACCACCAGCUGGCAGGGUCAGGGAGUAGGAGGGCAUGAAGGCCCUCCCCUUCACUGGACAGCACUGCUCCCAGUUGAGGGACCAGCUCUACUUUCACCUGGAGUUGCACGGUCUCAGGCUGAGGGAACUUGGGAACAAGUCCCUCCACUUGUGGACCCUCGGUUUCCUUCCCUUCCCCUACCUGCCGACAGGCUGCCUAGCCUGCCUUCCCCAACACCUCGCUCCAUAUUGAUAGAGCGUGGCAGCUGGGACCAGGUUCCUGCCUUUGGGGGGGCCCGAAAGCAAUAGCACCUUAGGCUCCCUGCCCUCUUGGCAAAAGAGGUCCAGGCCCUGGCUUGGCCUUCGUGCCCUUUAUUCACUGUCAAUAAAUCCGCUCAGACCAUUA